AUUGCAACAAUUUAUUCGCAUAGCAUGCGAGCAAGUACCUUUAACACUGCUAUUAUCAUUAAUUUUAUUAUAUGUAUCUGUUUUUUUCUAUAUAAUUACACAGAGGUAUAUACUCUGGCUAUAAUUUUAGUUUCACAGUGAAUUGACUGUUGAACCUUACAGUUUAAUUUACAAUUUAAAGUGUGAAUAAUCAUGGAAGGAGACUUUAAAACUUUAUUCCGGAGAUUUUGUCUCGAUAGUAGCAUUUUGGGCCUUAAAUAUUUUUAUAUAUAUCCCGAUACAAUGUCAAGAUUGUUUUGGGCGAUAACGAUGGCACUAAUUCUCUACAUGGCGUGUCUGCUUACGUGGCUGCUGCAUGAACGAUUCGAGGAGAUGCCCACGCGAAUUGCUAUUGAAAACCAGUAUGAGCCUGUACGAAACCUAACAUUUCCAGCCAUUAUUAUAUGCUCGCCGAAUCAGAUAACCAUAAGCGCAAUGAAGCACUUCAAUAAAACUCUUGUAGAAGGUAAACGAGCUCUGAAUUUGAAAAUUAUUCUGCCACAAUUAUUAGGUUUUUACGAAUUAGUCGGGGACCUGAGUCCUAGAGAUCUCGAGAAUUUACAGAACUUAAUAACUCUUAAUCGAUACAAUUCCUUAGAAGUGAUGGGUAUGUUACCACAAAGCUGUGAUGACUUCCUGAAACUUUGCUUUUUCAAGGGAAAGCGAUACCCAAACUGUAAAGGUCUCUUUAAUCCGAUAUUAACAAAACAAGGCAUGUGCUGCACCUUCAAUAGUAAAUACCAUUAUAAAAAAAAUAAAAGGAAUGAAAGAAUAUUUAAUUUCAAACCAGAAACAACGUCAAAGACUGGUUUGAGGGAAUCUUUAAUUGUUGUCGCAGAUUAUAAUCCCGAUGACGCUCUGGCUGGGACUAUUCUGAAUGCAGGUGCCAUUAGGCUUAUGUUUACUGACUGGACGGAAUUCCCCGCGGAUGAUGAAUCAAACUUAGUUCAUCCUAAUUCGGAAUCGUUUCACAUUAUCCAUCCUACAUAUACGUACUGCUCAGAAGACGUUAUGACCCUGCCUGCCUGGAGUCGUAAAUGUUACUUCGAAGACGAGUACACGCUGCCACACUUCAGAAAAUAUCACAAAUCUGAUUGUAACCUGCUGUGCCAUGUGAAUGAGCUGGAGCGCCUCUGUCACUGCACAAUGAUCUAUGUACCAAAUUUGUACUUAAGUCGCGCUUGUAACGUUACCAGCAUCGAUUGUAUUGUGAAAGCGAAGAUGCAAAUGAACAAGUGGUACCGUACUGAACAAUGUGACUGCCCUCGUGAUUGUGUGUCAUUUCGUUAUCGUGUGGAAAUGAUAUUGGGCAACAUCGACGCGUUACCUCAUAUUAUGUUUAAUCCCUAUUCGGAUAUCGUUUUCAAUAAAACUACAACCAUUAUGCAAUUUCUCGUUCCGAGUCCUGUGUAUGUAAAACAGAAACAAGAGACUGUCAUGUCGCUCAUAACUUUAUCAUCAAACCUUGGUGGCGUAUUUGGAUUAUGUUUGGGUUGCAGCACGAUCAGCAUGCUAGAAAUGUAUUUCUAUAUUUAUUUAUUAAUCAAGAAUAAUAUUAAAAAACGGCUACAGAAUGUUUUGAAGAAUAAAGUGGAUAGUGAAUGACAAAAUAAUUGUA
Messenger RNA from Vanessa tameamea, 1657 nucleotides. Its product is annotated as sodium channel protein Nach-like. Gene Ontology annotation, molecular function: ligand-gated sodium channel activity. Gene Ontology annotation, biological process: sodium ion transmembrane transport. Lineage: Eukaryota; Metazoa; Arthropoda; Insecta; Lepidoptera; Nymphalidae. The transcript has 10 exons. Gene Ontology annotation, cellular component: plasma membrane. Bases 193 to 1644 code for a protein of 483 amino acids. The record is from RefSeq and is a predicted model, not a curated record.